Molecule: messenger RNA, 2930 nt
Organism: Coturnix japonica (Japanese quail)
Lineage: Eukaryota; Metazoa; Chordata; Aves; Galliformes; Phasianidae
Gene: GSTCD
Product: glutathione S-transferase C-terminal domain containing
Cellular component (GO): cytoplasm
Source: RefSeq, a predicted model, not a curated record
GACGCGCAUGGGCACACGGUAAGAGGCGGAGCCGGGGAGGAAGCGGCCGGGACGUAUCGUGCGCGGGGUCGGGAACUUCAGCUCGGGAGGAAGAUGAAAGAUACCGUCCCUGAAGAACAUUUGUAUUUGGGUUUUUCUCAUCAGUAUCAAGAUAGUAUCUUUCCUCUUCACACGUCUAUUUCACUCUUUUUGUUAUCCUACUGUGACUGCAAAUCAUUCAACAUUUUCUUAGUGCCGACUAAUGAAAAUGCAAAUGAUCAGUUUGUGACGAAAAACCUCCUUGGAGAUCUUGAGGUCCAUUUAAUCUCCAAAGAUCAGCUUCCUAUGGUUGUGCAGAGCUGCUGUUUACCUGCUGUUGUCAUGAAAGAUGGCAAGUUUUGUCGAGCUGGGCUUUCUGUUGUCUUAAGAUAUAUAAUACAGAAAACAUUUGAGGCAGAUCCAUCCAAAAAGAAUGUUUUGGAACUUCUGGGCUUUAAGAAGACCUGCUUAAAAGCCUGUGCAGAAGUUAGCCAGUGGACCAGACUCUGUGAGAUCAGCAUACCUCUGGCUGUUGAAGGAUUUUUGACGGCAUCUCCUGAGCACUGUCAGACUAUUCCUGCUGACAUUUUACAGCUUGAAAGAAAACUUGGAGAGCCUGUCCGAGUCCAUAACGAUGACAAAAUUCGAAGGCAAAAGCUUCAACAACAGAAGGCAGGUGCCAAGGCUGCAGUAUCUGUGCUUGAGAAAGAAGCAACUGAAGAAGGGAAAACAGUGGAGGUACAUGGACAUCCACUUCCAAGUUUGGAACUGAGUGUAGCUCUCUCUAAGCUACAUGUCCAAGAGGUAUCACAUGCAGUCAACAGAGAAGCCCCUCUCAUCAGGAGAACAAAAACAUCUGACCUUCCGCCUUUAGACCACGUUUUUGCAGAGGGGCUUUAUUUUACCUUGGCAGAUAUAGUGCUUUUACCAUGCAUCCAUCAGUUCCUGGUUUACAGCAAAAAGCAAGGCAAAGAUCUGGUAAACUUGCCUCUGAUCUCCAGUUGGUAUCGAAGAGUUCAGCAAGUACCUGGAGUGAAGAAAGCAGCUGAUAAAUGCAAUAUGCAGCUUCUCCAGCUUCCGGAGUUGAUACCUACACCAGAGGACCACCUAGAAGACUUCUUUCCAGUUCCUAAUGACUGUGAAGAGGAGCAUGAAGACAGUCAAUUUAUAGGUGGUCCAAGGCCAACUAUGACUAAAUUAAUGGAGAGGGGUAUUGAAGCAAAGUUUUCUCCUCAUCCUUGCCCUGACUGGACCAUAGACUGGACCAACUUGCCAGCAGCAGUUAAUCCUGGAGAAGGAAAGAUGUCUAGAGAUCGAGCUCUGAGGAAACAGCAGCAGUUGAAUAAUUUGGUAGCAGCAGUGAGAAAACUUGCUAAGCCAGGAGAUGUGAUUGUGGAUUUCUGCAGUGGAGGGGGUCACGUUGGAAUUGUUCUUGCUUACAUGAUGCCGUCAUGUCAGGUGGUGCUCAUAGAAAAUAAGGAGUUGUCUCUCUUGCGUGCUAAGGACAGAAGUGAUGAACUAGGUUUAAACAACAUUUCAUUUAUCCAAGCAAAUUUGGACUAUUUUAAUGGCACUUUCAACAUUGGGGUGGCUCUACAUGCAUGUGGUGUGGCAACAGACAUGGUGAUUGAACACUGCAUCAAGGCUCGGGCAGCCUUUGUCAUCUCCCCUUGUUGCUAUGGCUUCAUUCAGAAUACCAUGAAGUUUAAAUAUCCCAGAAGUCAUCGGUUCAAGGAAAUUUUAUCCUACAAGGAGCACAUGAUCCUUUGUAGGUUUGCAGAUCAGACAGCUGUUCAUCUUCCACCUGAACGAAAGCUGAUAGGAAAGCAGUGUAUGGGGCUUGUGGAUCUCGAUCGAGCAUGGGCUGCGGAAGGGAGUAACUACUCUGUUCAAGUCACAUCUAUGGAGCCAGAGAGCUGUUCUCCAAAGAACAAUAUGUUUGUAGGCACCCCAGUUUAGACUAUGAAACUUGCACUUGAUUUGAAGUUGAUCAUAAAUCUUCAACAUGUAAAAGCAUCCAGCAAAUACAAGCAUAGUUGGGAACCAGACAUUGUGCAUCUUGAACCCAUUGUGUUCGGAAAAGGAAGCAGCAUGAGAAGUUUUCGAAAGUGAACUGCAUGCAGAGCAUUGCAAAUUGUACUUGUAGUGUGUCAUUAGGCAACUUUUGGUUCUCAUAGUGAGAAACUUCUCUAACAAUGGUCUGUGGAAUGGUAUCCAUCUGCAGAAGCUUAGAAACGAAAGGGGAAGAAGGCUUAGAAGGGAAGGUCAUUUCCUUUACAAUAAAGCUGUCUUGGCUGCUUCAAAAUUGCAUUCAUGUUCAGAACUUCAUUUGUGCUCACGGGCAGAGCAGUUAUCAGCCAGUCAUGCAAUUCACUAGAGGGAACAGAUUUAUGAUGUUAGUGAUGAAAACUGUGCAACAGGUGUUGGCUAGAUUUUGCUGAAGAAUGCCAUGCUAUUUCAUUAACAUUCUCAAUACAAAUUCGUCAGAAUGCUUUCAGCAUCAUUCUGCAUAUACUGUAUUCCAACUUAAUCCUUUUAAAAUGGUGUAAAAUUUUUAUGUUUGGAUAUUGCACAAAAAUUCUGUACCUGGUCAUUGGAAAUUGUGUGUGUGUAGCUAAAGAAAGCAAACCUCUAUUUCUCCACUGACUGGAUUAUAGGAGCUAACAGUGAUGUCGGUGAAUGGUUACUUCACUGCCACCUCUGCUAAUUGAAAUGGAUUGCUUUCCAUUUGAAAGAGACUUGCUGUCAGAUACGAUUUUUAUAAGAAGCUUUUGUGUCCAUAUACUUCACCUUCAUUUAUUUUUAUAUUCGGUUUAAAUUUGGAAGAAGUUGCAGUUGUGGAACUAUUUGAAAAGCUCAACCAUAAACGUGUUACCAUUAAAUGAAAAUAAAUGUGUUUGGAUUAGUAUGCA